Phaeodactylum tricornutum CCAP 1055/1 is the source of this 1038-nucleotide messenger RNA. RefSeq lists its product with no specific name. The transcript has a single exon. Gene Ontology annotation, cellular component: cytoplasm. Gene Ontology annotation, molecular function: glutathione transferase activity. NCBI's taxonomy places the organism in Eukaryota, Bacillariophyta, Bacillariophyceae, Surirellales, Neidiaceae. The record is from RefSeq and is a predicted model, not a curated record. The coding region runs from base 1 to 1038 and encodes 345 amino acids.
AUGUCCGUCCUGGUGCACGGCAUCGCCGGUCAAACCACCGACGAUCAAACCGACGCAAACGCCCGUCGACAUCGCGGUGAAUUCGUCCGUGGCGUGUCGACCGCCCGCAACUGGGUCACGGACGAUCCCAACGCAGUAUUUCCUGUCGAAAUGGAUCGGUAUCACUUGUACGUUGCGUACAAUUGUCCCUGGUGCCAUCGUGUCUUGUUAGGCCGGGCCCUCAUGGGUUUGCAGGACGCCAUUACUGUCGACGUGCUCUUUCCAAAUCGCAGCAACGAGGAUGAACCAAUGGGUCCGAAUCUUUGGAAAUUUGAACCAGAGGGUCAAGUUGGUCAAAAUGGGGUGCACGUGUCGUUUCCUUCCUGUACUCGGGAUACCGUCUUGGGCAAAAAGUACGUUCCGGAAAUUUAUCAGGCCAGCGGUGUUGAAGAUCAAAAGUCUGUGCCGAUUCUUUUUGACAAGAAAUCCAAGCAAAUCGUAAACAACGAAAGUGCCGAAAUUUUGCGCAUGCUGGGAACCGUCUUUGGUCGACUUGGCAGCCGCGGUACGCCGCUCUUGAACCUGUACCCCGCGGAACGCAUCAAACUUAUUGAUGAGCAGAAUGAUUGGAUCUACAAGGAUAUUGCCAACGGAUCCUACAAGGCGGGGUUUUCGUCCAAUCAAGAAGUGUACGAAAAGGCCUACCAUACGUUUUUUGAAGGAAUGGACAAGCUCGACGAGAUUUUUGCCCAGCAAACCUUUCUGACAGGCGAGGCGGUCACGGAAGCGGAUGUGCGCCUCUUUCCACCGUUGUUCCGGUUGGAUCCAAUCUACUACAGUCGUUUUAAACUUAACAAGGCCUACCUGUGGGAGUAUCCACAUAUUUGGCGCUGGAUGCGGUCAAUGAUGACCUUGCCCGAUAUGGAUGAAGUGACAAAUUCUGAGUAUUUGCAACAUUGCAAACAGGGAUACUUUGGACGGACGGGAAACGGAACUAUUCCAGUGGGGCCGCCGGGAUAUCCUGAAUCGUACAAGGAGAAGCAUCCGACCCAUAUGUGA